This is a messenger RNA of Suncus etruscus (white-toothed pygmy shrew), 806 nucleotides long. RefSeq names its product histone-lysine N-methyltransferase PRDM9-like. The transcript has a single exon. The record is from RefSeq and is a predicted model, not a curated record. The coding region runs from base 33 to 806 and encodes 257 amino acids. Gene Ontology annotation, biological process: regulation of DNA-templated transcription. NCBI's taxonomy places the organism in Eukaryota, Metazoa, Chordata, Mammalia, Eulipotyphla, Soricidae.
UUGAGAGCUUGGUGACCUUCCCUGAUGUAGCCAUGAGCUUCUCCCCAGAGGAGUGGGCAUGCCUGGACGUUUCUCAGAAGAAACUCUACAAAGAUGUGAUGCUGGAGACCUACGAGGACCUGCAGGCAGUAGCAGGGUAUUUUGGGGUAAAGCCUGCGCUAAUCACCUGGUUAGAAGGAGGAGUCCUGGAGAGGCUGCCACAAAGCCUGUUUGCCGCAGAACUCAAGCCAGAAAUCCAUCCUUGUCCCUUCUCCAAUCAGAACUUCCUCAGUCAUCACAUGAAACAAAGUCAUCCCUCUUGGAUCCUCUUAGAAACAUCUGCAAGAAAGCCCCCUCAAUCAGAGACUUCCCAUCCACGUGAUCAGAACCAAUGGUGCCAGCAUUCAAAGAAUGACACAUUUGAAAGUCAAAAGCAUGAAGAAAGCUCCAUACAUUUGGCUAGUAGGAUGAAGCAUAGAAGAAAUUCAAUAGUGUUUCCUCGACUAUUGAGCAGCCAAGUAGGUAGCGCUGGUAAACAGAUGACAAUGGAGGAAGACAUUAACACAGGCCUGAAGGAAAAUCCGAAGGUAGUUUCAGAGAUAGACUUGCCAAUAAUUUCAAGAGACAAGUAUGUAAGGCCUGAGAAAGGCUUCAGUGAUGGAUCAAAUAUCAUCACACAUCAAAUGACUCACACAGGAGAGAAGCCCAUGUUUAUAGAGAGUGUGGACGAGGCUUUGGUCAGAGGUCAGUUCUUAUCAGACACCAGAGGACGCACACAGGGCAAAAGCCCCAUAUUUGCAGGGAGUGUGGGCAUAGCUUCAGUGUGA